Neltuma alba is the source of this 1305-nucleotide messenger RNA. Its product is annotated as basic leucine zipper 9. Bases 47 to 1120 code for a protein of 357 amino acids. Gene Ontology annotation, biological process: regulation of DNA-templated transcription. NCBI's taxonomy places the organism in Eukaryota, Viridiplantae, Streptophyta, Magnoliopsida, Fabales, Fabaceae. The transcript is spliced from 6 exons. Gene Ontology annotation, molecular function: DNA-binding transcription factor activity. The record is from RefSeq and is a predicted model, not a curated record.
CCUUUUCCCUUUCUUUCCUUCUUUCUUCCUCUAUUUUCUCUCCGGCAUGAUGGAGACGAAGCCGGCCGCCGUCUUGCCUGCCUGCAGCGCCACUCAAUCCCAAUCUCUGCACGCUUCGUCGGUUCUCUCCACCGUCUGCAACAUGAAACGGACACCGUCCGAGUUGGCCCUGGAAGAGUUCCUGAAUAAGGCGGUGCCACCAUCGACCGACGACGACGACGACGACGUGAAACCGUGCGAAGUUUGGGAGCUCGCACACAAAAGCUUCCCCCACCCGGACACAUUUCUCGCCGGCGUCGGCUCCGACGAUUUCGAUCACGCUUUUCGAAACUCGGAUGCGGUGACUGCGUUUUCAACUUGCAAGGGACUACCAGAUUCACUUUUAUGGUCUCCGGAUGCCACUCCCAAGGAUUCACCUCUCUGUGCACCGAUUGAAUCUCAGUCAUCUAUUUGUGGUACCAGUGUUUGCAGCCCUGUGUCAGCUAAUCAACCAGCCGUCGGUGAUAAUCAAGCCAAAGGAACCACAAGUGCUUCGUCUCGUGAGCAAUCUGAUGAAGAUGACGUAGCAGGUCCUUGUGAUCAGAGCACAAACCCCAUUGAUAUGAAGCGUCUCAGAAGGAAGGUUUCUAAUAGGGAAUCUGCCAGGAGAUCCAGAAGAAGAAAACAAGCACAUCUGGCUGAUCUUGAGACGCAGGUUGAGCAACUGAGAUUGGAGAAUGCAGCUCUGUACAAGCAGCUUACAGAUGCCAGUCAGCAAUUUCGCGAUGCCAAUACAAAUAACCGAGUGCUCAAAUCGGAUGUCGAAGCUUUGAGAGCCAAGGUGAAGUUAGCUGAAGAUAUGUUGACUAGGGGUUCCUUCUCCACCUUAAACAACUCGCUUGUUCAGAAUCAGAGUCAGCUAAACGCACCACCACAACUCAACAACACUACCCUGCGUAUGGCGCAUGUCUCGCCCACCAUCACUGUCCAAGGUAGUGAUGCCUCAUAUGCUUCUAUUGCAGUUGAUGAUCACAAUUCAUCUCUUGGUCUUGGGAACUUACAUAUCAGUAACAGCAAUGGCAAUUAUAACUCUGGAGUUAUUAGUGAUGCUAUGAGCUGUAUCAACGGAAUAUAUCGUUGAAUGUUUCACUUUACCCAAUUAGAUCCAAUUUAUAUGUCGUCUAGUCUAGUUAGAUUAGUAGGUGCUGUUUUGUCUUAUGUUUUCUUCUCUCCCCCCCCCCCCAAUCUCUAUGUCCAUUGAAAUAGUAUGGUUAAUGCUGUAUUUUAUUCUGUAUAAAUUGAAAGUACUUACUUUGCGUUUCAUAA